ACUACAUUCCCCAUGGUGCCAUGCGCGCUGCCUGCGAAUCCCUGGAAAAAGGCCACUGCGCCUGCGUAUCCAGACGUGGCAACGGCAUCAUGGCCUCUUGGAAUCGCUCCGGGAGUCAGAUGAGAGAGGCGAAAAUGUUCACGCUUCUUUUACUGGUGUGGCUGCUACCAUUGUUGGAUGCAGUGAAGGUGUCUCCUCUCAUCGAGAAGGUUACUGACCACAAAGACUUCAAGAAGCUUCUCAGGACAAGAACCAAUGUUUUAGUGCUCUAUACAAAAACAGCUACAUCAGGGGACUCCCACCUGAAACUGCUGUCUGAUGUGGCACAGACAGUGAAGGGCCAAGGGACCAUCGCCUGGGUCAACUGUGGAGACUCUGAAGGCCGUAAGCUCUGUAAGAAAGUGAAGGUGGACCCCAGCUCCAAACGUGGAGGAGCAGAGCUGCUACAUUACAAAGAUGGGACGUUUCACACUGAGUACACCCGACCAGAGACGUUCAAGUCCAUGGUAGCGUUUUUAAAAGACCCGUCUGGGCCUCCACUUUGGGAGGAGAACCCAGAGGCCAAAGACAUUGUUCAUGUUGAAACAGAAAAGGAUUUCAGAAAGCUGCUGAAGAAAGAGGAAAGACCAAUCCUCAUGAUGUUCUACGCUCCCUGGUGUGGCGUAUGUAAGAGAAUGCAGCCCAUAUUUCAGCAGGCAGCCACGGAGACAAAGGGAAAAUAUGUUCUGGCAGGGAUGAAUGUGCAUCCAGCCGAGUUUGACGGCCUCAAGCAGGAGUACAACGUCAAAGGCUACCCGACCUUCUGCUACUUCGAGAAAGGGAAGUUCCUUCACCACUAUGAAAACUACGGAGCCACAGCCAAGGAUAUUGCUGAGUGGAUGAAAAACCCUCAGCCUCCACAGCCAAAGACGCCUGAGGUGCCAUGGUCAGAGUCCAACUCCGCGGUCUACCACCUGACUGAUGAGACCUUUGAUUCCUUCUUGGAGGAGCACCCUGCAGCUCUAGUCAUGUUUUAUGCCCCAUGGUGCGGACACUGCAAAAAAAUGAAGCCAGAGUUUGACGAAGCAGCUGAAAUACUCAACAAGGGCGCCAACAGUCCUGGUGUGUUGGCAGCAUUGGAUGCCACAGUGCACAAGGCUGUGGGGGAUCGCUUUAAGCUCUCUGGCUUCCCAACUGUUAAGUAUUUUGAGAAAGGUGAGGAGAAGUACACGCUGCCUCAACUCCGGAACAAAGACAAGAUCAUGGAGUUCAUGCACAAUCCCCAAGCACCCCCUCCUCCAGAGCAGUCCUGGGAGGAGAAGCCCUCCAGUGUGAGCCAUCUUGGAUCUGAGGAUUUCCGAGAAGCAUUAAAAAAGAAGAAACACGCUCUGGUCAUGUUCUAUGCUCCAUGGUGUCCACACUGUAAAAACGCUGUCCCUCACUUUACAGCAGCGGCCGAGCUCUUCAAAGAGGAUCGCAAGGAAAUGGCAAUGUAACCAUAAAACGCUGUAUUUCGAGGACGUUGCAAACCGAGGACCUCGGAUACAAAUAGUCUAAAGGUUUAGAUUUUUGUGGAACUGUUUAUCUACCAUGUGGGCUGUAGACCUGAGCCCCAUCUGGAACUCCCUACCACCAGAAGUUUUUAUUAGCAAGUUAUUAGCACCAGUUUAUUUCUAGUGGUACUGUAGUAGUGUCGCUACUUCCACUACUAUUAUUAUUAUCAGUCUUAUAAUCACCACUGUAAUUACAGAUUUAAGUUUAGUCUGUUAAUUGAAUUUUUACACAGUGAAAAUGUUCUCUGUUUACACCCCAGAUUACCCCAGAUUUUACUUAUUGGUAAAGAUUAAUCAUUUGAUACACAAACUAUUUCUACCAACUCCUAAAAAAUGUGUCUCUCCCAAUACCAGGAGUGUGAUCAAUAUUAAAUCACAGCAGCACCAGGCCAAUAUAUUUAUAUAUAUUAUACAAAUAUGUAUCUGCGUGUGUGUGAGAAAAACUCACAGUAUAUAUGUAUACUAUAUAUACAUAUAUGUUUGUGUUGACGUGUAUUUAUCAAUCUACAUUUAUGCAUAUGUACAUGGUAUACAUAUAGAGCAAAUACAUGUGUAUUUGCCAUUAUCUAUUCCAGUCCUUUAUGCAGUGCAUAAAUGUAUUUAUAUAUAUAUAUAUGUGCAGUACAUAUCCAUAUAGUUAUACAUACAUAUACUUCCUUUUGUUUGUUUUUUUGUUCAACACACUCACAACGUCUUCCAGACUGUCUCCCUUCCCCAGUUUUCUCAUAAAAAUGUAAUAAUUAUCCUCACAUUGAACGAAGCAGUGACCUCGACCACUUUGUCAUACAUUUCUGAGGCAAUGUUUUAACAUUUUACGAUAGCACCCAGCCCUAACAGACAAGCCGGAAAUGUCUCAGUUUUAAACACUGGCCAUCUGACUCUCUUCUCCGGCUCGACCUUCCAAACCCCCACAUUCCUGUGUUGAUCUGUUUAUUCUUCAAAUGAAGACAGAAAUGGGAAGAAAUAGUGAAAUAUUUCCACAAAAUUACCUAAAAUGGCUGCUGUAACAAGUUGACAACAAGUCUAGAUGAUGUCAGUCUGAGAAGAACUACGGAAACUAGAACAUAUAAAUGGGACACAGGGAUGUUUAUCCCUGUCAGGUUCUUUGUUGGAGCUGCGGUGUUGACAACCGUAUCUACGUGGUAAAACCUUCACAGGCUGCUGGAAGAGAUUCCCCUACCCCCCCCCCCCAUCUCUGGAGGUUAUACACUGUGUGUGCAGAACUUUUAAAUCCCCUAAUUUCAGCAUCUCUCUAGUGGCCAGUGGAGGCGUGAAGUGGUGUUUGACAAGAGUAAGUCUUAGGGCACGGUGUGUGUUUACUUGGCGAUCCUCCCUGUUUAUAAAACCGCCCGAGGCCCAGUGUAUUAGCUGCCUUUACCUCAUUUACCAAAGACAAACCUCAGCUCAGCCUCAUCUUUGAAGACACAAGCAACUGCCCGUACACUUUCCGUGUUGUAUGACAGCACGGGAGCCGUGCACAGGGUUUGUUCUGAGCGGUUGGUCUUUUUUUCCCCCUGCAGGUUCUAAUCAAUAGCAGCAGUCAGAGUGCACUGGCUGAAACAGCUUGUUAUUUAAAGCAACUACUGCCCAACACUUUCAGCCAUUUAGCUCACAGCUUGAGUUUCUACCUGCUCUCUAUUAUUAUAUGUGAGUAUUUAACCAAAUGUUUGGAGGGCCAAUGGGAUGGUGAUGUUUCUGGAUGUAGAAACAGACCUGGUCUUAAUACCAAUGUUUCCCAACACAUUUUUUGGGCCUGCAACCGUUUCACAUAAGAGAAAUCCUGUGACAAACCGCUAAACAAAAAUCUUUGAAUUGCAAUGACCUAGUUUCAAUUUCCUCCAAAUUUACUUACUCAGCAUUAAAUGCUGGCCUUAGUUGAACAUAACCCUAAAAUACUGUAUUUACAGGAUCUUUUUAACCACCGGUCACCAUUGACCUGCAAAGAACUUGUAUUUUAACCAUAUAUUAUCCAAUAUAUAAAUACAUUAUUAUUUUUCUCUUUUUUAAAAUUAUUAUAUGAUUUAUUUUAUUGUUGGAAAGCUGAGUAAGAACAGAACAGAUUUGGUGUUUUAUCACUUUUAUAACCACUGCUCAUCAGUGUGACACUGGAGGAUUGAGACGGAAUCGACCCGUAAUAUGCUGCCGCUGGGAAUCUGGUUGCCGUCGGAUCAAUGAUAUGAUGUGUGGUUCUGUGUCUCGCAGAGAUGAAUCAGGAAUGGAAGCGUCAGUGGACUUUGAAGAACACAGUCUGGACGACUUCAUUUUGUUCUGUCAAUUCACUGCAACUCUGAUUGAUUACCCGGGGCUUGAGCAGUGGGAUUGUGUCCGUAGUUAAAUGAUGUCCCUCGUUGGCUCCACCACUGCUGCUUCAAGUACUGAUGUCGUCUCUCAAACUGUCAUCACUCACAGGGUCAUCAAUUUGAAGGUUGUGUUUGUUCUAAACAGGAACUUUUUUUUCGGGGGGAACUGUUCAUCCCUAUAAAUAAUAAGCUGCUUCGUCAGCUGAAUUUUUGUUGACUGUUGUGUUUUAGAAAAAAAAAUAGAUAAAACAGCUUGGUUCUGCUGAUUCAACACACCUUGCACCAAGUCUGUUAAAUGGGAGUGGGAGAGCACUUAGACCUCUGGUUAAAGGACUUCAUUUACUGAUUGUAGACAAAGACUCCGUCUUUAUUGGCUCUGCAUUACUUACUCCAGUAGUAAAGACCCUUCUGCUGUCUACUUCUUCCAUUUAGAUAUGUUGAACAAUUCCUCUUCCUCAUUUAAUUGCAUAUUGGCUCUUGUGCAGAUUCUCUCAUCUGAUUAUUUGCAUAAACAACAAGAGGACCACUUGUUGUUUGUAAUUAGGACAUAAUUAUUUUUUUUAAACGUGCGGUUGGUGGAAGAAAAGCGACUAAUGUAUUUUCCAUCCUCAGCAGAUCUGUCAUUUCCUUCUUGGGUUUAAACGUGCAGACGGACUGGUAAACGAUUAUUUGAUGUUGGCCAGUUGAAUGUGCCGACAGAGGGUGACAUUUGAGCUGUCCAAGAAGGACACGCUGAGUGAGCCGUGUGUCAGCGAGCCAGCAUUUACACCUUGUCUGUAAUCGAUGCAACCGCUUUCCAACAUAAAUAUUCCUUAUUGUGUUUUCCUUUAUUGUCAAGCACAUGUAAUACAUACAUGACAUUGGCAUAGAGCUUACAUGAACACCAUUGCAGUCGUACUUACUCCAAUGACAACUCCAACUCCAGUGACAUUUAAUAAGUGUUUAGAAAAUGUGUUUUAAUUAGAGCAUGGAGAGAAAACUAAAAAAAAGUUGCAGUUGAAAAGGCAACAAAGAAGGCAGUCAUAGUUGCUCUCUAAUAGAGUAAUUACAGGCAUUUUAGAAAUGAGCAGUGAAAAAUCCUGGCAUCUAAAAGGCAAUAAAGACGAACAAAAGCAUUAACGGCGAUAUAAUGAAUAUACUGUUAAAAGUUGCUAGACUAUGCAAGUCAUCUAUUGAUUAGCUGCUAAAAUGUGAGAACAGAUAACAAAUAAAGGCUGUUCCACUUUGCUGGCUUUCAAAACAAAGUGAUACCAGUUUUAUUUACCUAAUGGUCUGGAUGCCUUUGAAUGUACAGCACUCGUAGUAAGAAUUACAUGAUGAAAGCAGGAGGGAGAGACACACUGUGGAUGAGUGAAAUAUUUCAUGUGUGUGUUUUUUGUUAGCCUAACAAUGACAUCCUGGGAUACCAGAACUGCACUGUUUGAUCCAUCACUGCUCAAAAAGAUGGAUUUUAAAUCCAUAAAAUUGAAGCAGCGUCAGUGCAGUAACAGGCAGGUUAUACACAGAGAAAUUUGAAAGACGCUGUAGGGCAUUAAUACCUUUUUGAGAGUUUUUCUCUAAAAGUAUUGAUUUGAUGUUGAAGUGUUCAGAUGUGUUUUUUCCCAAAAUAAGAGUUAGGUUUUUAGGAAGUUGUAGAAAAAACCCACCUAGACAUUACAUUAAAUAUAAAUAAAUACAUUAACUUUUAGGUUUAUUUACAUAUUCUGGGCAUGCUAUUCAAUGCACUGGUUUUCAUAUGUUGUAACAAAUAUGGUUAUUACUUUACUUUGCUUCAGUCUUUGUUUUUAUGAAAUGGAUUUCUGGAAACCAACUAUUGCAGUUAUGUAAGUGGUUUUAUUUCCACCCUUCUUUGCCGAAUAUGAGACGUGAGCUGCUCAGUGGUCCUUAGUGGCUUCUCUGAUUCUCCUCUUCAUGACAUAUCAGACAUUUUCAAUUAGAAAAUGUGAAAUGCUUCAUGAAAAUAUGGUUUGUGAAAAAAUAAAACCACUAAAAUAUCUAGACAGUAUUUUUUUUAAAUGGCAGCCAUUUUUCUGAAGAUUGACUCACAGACUGUUGGUCUUAUCCCAAAAUAUUUGGGAGGGUGACAAACGAAUGGGCAAGAACCGAUGCUAGGAGAGAAAAAAUAACUACCUUGCCCUUCUUUGGUCCCUGUUUAUGUAAAUCUCUCCUUAUAAAUGUCACGAACAGAGUUGUUCACCACAUUCUGUCUGAGCUCUUACCUGUGUGGCAUUUCUCCACACUGAUGCCAAGGAGUGAGGCAGUGUCUUCAUUGACAUUCGCAAGUCAAAAAUAGCUACUGUCUGCGACGUCAGUAGAAGGAGCUGAAGGCAGAGAGCGCCAUGAGUGUAAAGGUCAGGCUAAAUAAUGGGCAGGAGGAAGUGAUUUGAGUUUGGUCGACAGAGAUCAAGGUCGGUCCGACCCCAAGUCCAUCUUGUUCCGCCAACCACAGCAUAUCAGUAAACACUGGAGGUGAUUUCAUUACAUGUGGCACAAGCUUCACAUGAAUUCAGGAAGAGUAAUUAGAAUUUGGUGGUUGGAGGACGAGGGUAAAGGUCACCGUGACAUGGCCGAAACACAAAUUUGCAGAAUUUUCGAGCUAAUACCAAAACAAUUUCACACAAAUAUCCAAACUGAUAAAAAUGGUAUUUCUGUUGAGUGAAGCCAAAGGUCAAUAACCUCAUGGGGAAAGAAAAACAUAUAUUUGGCCUCCAUUCUGUUUGAAAUAUUGUAACAGUAUAUUUACGACUUCUUGAGAGGGCAAUAAUUGCAGUCAUUGCAGUGCAGAAAGCAUCGGAUUUCUGUGAUUGUUUUUUGUAACUGCCUAUUUUAUCUGCAACAAUAUCGAGUUUCCUGUAACACUUGUAAUAUCCUGUGUGUACUUUUCGUAGUAUUGAUCUACAGUUAUAAUAAGUUUUAUAUGCCGUCAUUAUGUAGCAAGUGCUUGACAUGAACAGAAACAGUAUUUUAUUAAGGGCCGGACAAUAAAAAUUGUCUGGGUGUGAAUUAAAAUCAUUUUCUGUGCAACAAUAAAAUGGUGACGGUGUCAGAAUGGAAGCAUAAAUACAUAUGGUUUCCUGGCAGCUGCAGGAGACACAGGAUGAAGCAGCUAGCAUCAGUUAGCAUCAGAGAUUGUAAUUAUUGAGAGUUUACGCCAAAAGAAAACAACCAGUUUAGAGCAGAAGCUACACAAGAUUCCUAAGGUUUAUUCUCAGAGUUUUACUAAUGCAAACACGAUUUUGUUGU
Molecule: messenger RNA, 7075 nt
Organism: Cynoglossus semilaevis (tongue sole)
Lineage: Eukaryota; Metazoa; Chordata; Actinopteri; Pleuronectiformes; Cynoglossidae
Gene: pdia5
Product: protein disulfide isomerase family A, member 5
Exons: 16
Coding region: 21-1475 (484 amino acids)
Biological process (GO): protein folding
Cellular component (GO): endoplasmic reticulum
Molecular function (GO): protein disulfide isomerase activity
Source: RefSeq, a predicted model, not a curated record